This is a messenger RNA of Myxocyprinus asiaticus (Chinese sucker), 4184 nucleotides long. RefSeq lists its product as uncharacterized. The annotation marks the transcript as partial. The transcript is spliced from 43 exons. The record is from RefSeq and is a predicted model, not a curated record. Lineage: Eukaryota; Metazoa; Chordata; Actinopteri; Cypriniformes; Catostomidae.
UGUCAGCUGGUCUCUUGGAAGUCCCCUGUAAUAUCAGUCUGGAACAGUACGCUUGCUCUUCGCUGACAGGCUUCACUGCUAAAAACCUGGCUGAACUUCUGAUGUGUCAACUAUCCAGCAGCAGCAGUCACUCAAAGGAGAUCUGGAAAUUGCUUCUCACCAAAACCAAUGAUGUUCUAGAUCAAGCCCUCAUCAUCUUUUCCAAUACGUCUCAGCCAAUCAGAGGUGUGUCUGUGUCCAAUGUGCUGGAUGUGAUUGGUGAGCUGAGAUUGGAGCAGUUCAGUCCUGACCAAUGGAGUGAUAUCGGUUUCAUCAGCAUGUUGUUAGGUCAGACUCUGAGACCGUUUUUACCAUCCACAUCAGCGACUCUACUGAUGUGCCUUAGCCGCAAAAACCUCAGCUGCCCAAUUUACCAGAACAUUCUGGAGGAGUUCAGUUCUCAAUUCUCUCUAAUGGAUGAGACAGAGAGAAGAAACAUGGUGGAAUUUUUCAUCUUGCCCUUCCUCAGAGGAAACACGACAGAUCCGGGCUGUGUGUUCAGUGCUAACACCAACACUGAGUGGCUGCUAAUGAACUUUGGGCCGUUUGCUCAGUUUGUGUCUCUCAGAGAUGUGUUCUCCAUCAACACACACUUUGAUCCUUUGGAGACCCUGGUGUAUCUCUCUCCGGGUCAGAUGGUUGGACUGAUGGUUGAUGAACUUCCUGGUCUUCCAGAGAAAGAUGCGGUCAUCAAUAGAGUGUUUAAUCACCUGCUUGAGUCUCCUGUGGAACGAAGACUUCCAGAAGUUCUAGAAAACCUGCUCUCACGAUCACAGAUGGUCUUUAUUCCGUGCAGCUCCUACAUACUGAUUUUUACAAGACUGUUCCAGGCUUUACCCUUCCUGCCAUCAGAGAUGGUGACUCUGGUCCUCAACACAACUGAAGAACUCAAGCAGAAUGGAGAGAGAGGCUGUUCACUUCCUGAACCUCCAAUAUGUCUAGUCACACCAGUGAAUGCUACAAGAGUUUGUGCAGCAGUCAACAGUAAUGAGCUGGAGACUCUCCUGUCAGCUGGUCUCUUGGAAGUCCCCUGUAAUAUCAGUCUGGAACAGUACGCUUGCUCUUCGCUGACAGGCUUCACUGCUAAAAACCUGGCUGAACUUCUGAUGUGUCAACUAUCCAGCAGCAGCAGUCACUCAAAGGAGAUCUGGAAAUUGCUUCUCACCAAAACCAAUGAUGUUCUAGAUCAAGCCCUCAUCAUCUUUUCCAAUACGUCUCAGCCAAUCAGAGGUGUGUCUGUGUCCAAUGUGCUGGAUGUGAUUGGUGAGCUGAGAUUGGAGCAGUUCAGUCCUGACCAAUGGAGUGAUAUCGGUUUCAUCAGCAUGUUGUUAGGUCAGACUCUGAGACCGUUUUUACCAUCCACAUCAGCGACUCUACUGAUGUGCCUUAGCCGCAAAAACCUCAGCUGCCCAAUUUACCAGAACAUUCUGGAGGAGUUCAGUUCUCAAUUCUCUCUAAUGGAUGAGACAGAGAGAAGAAACAUGGUGGAAUUUUUCAUCUUGCCCUUCCUCAGAGGAAACACGACAGAUCCGGGCUGUGUGUUCAGUGCUAACACCAACACUGAGUGGCUGCUAAUGAACUUUGGGCCGUUUGCUCAGUUUGUGUCUCUCAGAGAUGUGUUCUCCAUCAACACACACUUUGAUCCUUUGGAGACCCUGGUGUAUCUCUCUCCGGGUCAGAUGGUUGGACUGAUGGUUGAUGAACUUCCUGGUCUUCCAGAGAAAGAUGCGGUCAUCAAUAGAGUGUUUAAUCACCUGCUUGAGUCUCCUGUGGAACGAAGACUUCCAGAAGUUCUAGAAAACCUGCUCUCACGAUCACAGAUGGUCUUUAUUCCGUGCAGCUCCUACAUACUGAUUUUUACAAGACUGUUCCAGGCUUUACCCUUCCUGCCAUCAGAGAUGGUGACUCUGGUCCUCAACACAACUGAAGAACUCAAGCAGAAUGGAGAGAGAGGCUGUUCACUUCCUGAACCUCCAAUAUGUCUAGUCACACCAGUGAAUGCUACAAGAGUUUGUGCAGCAGUCAACAGUAAUGAGCUGGAGACUCUCCUGUCAGCUGGUCUCUUGGAAGUCCCCUGUAAUAUCAGUCUGGAACAGUACGCUUGCUCUUCGCUGACAGGCUUCACUGCUAAAAACCUGGCUGAACUUCUGAUGUGUCAACUAUCCAGCAGCAGCAGUCACUCAAAGGAGAUCUGGAAAUUGCUUCUCACCAAAACCAAUGAUGUUCUAGAUCAAGCCCUCAUCAUCUUUUCCAAUACGUCUCAGCCAAUCAGAGGUGUGUCUGUGUCCAAUGUGCUGGAUGUGAUUGGUGAGCUGAGAUUGGAGCAGUUCAGUCCUGACCAAUGGAGUGAUAUCGGUUUCAUCAGCAUGUUGUUAGGUCAGACUCUGAGACCGUUUUUACCAUCCACAUCAGCGACUCUACUGAUGUGCCUUAGCCGCAAAAACCUCAGCUGCCCAAUUUACCAGAACAUUCUGGAGGAGUUCAGUUCUCAAUUCUCUCUAAUGGAUGAGACAGAGAGAAGAAACAUGGUGGAAUUUUUCAUCUUGCCCUUCCUCAGAGGAAACACGACAGAUCCGGGCUGUGUGUUCAGUGCUAACACCAACACUGAGUGGCUGCUAAUGAACUUUGGGCCGUUUGCUCAGUUUGUGUCUCUCAGAGAUGUGUUCUCCAUCAACACACACUUUGAUCCUUUGGAGACCCUGGUGUAUCUCUCUCCGGGUCAGAUGGUUGGACUGAUGGUUGAUGAACUUCCUGGUCUUCCAGAGAAAGAUGCGGUCAUCAAUAGAGUGUUUAAUCACCUGCUUGAGUCUCCUGUGGAACGAAGACUUCCAGAAGUUCUAGAAAACCUGCUCUCACGAUCACAGAUGGUCUUUAUUCCGUGCAGCUCCUACAUACUGAUUUUUACAAGACUGUUCCAGGCUUUACCCUUCCUGCCAUCAGAGAUGGUGACUCUGGUCCUCAACACAACUGAAGAACUCAAGCAGAAUGGAGAGAGAGGCUGUUCACUUCCUGAACCUCCAAUAUGUCUAGUCACACCAGUGAAUGCUACAAGAGUUUGUGCAGCAGUCAACAGUAAUGAGCUGGAGACUCUCCUGUCAGCUGGUCUCUUGGAAGUCCCCUGUAAUAUCAGUCUGGAACAGUACGCUUGCUCUUCGCUGACAGGCUUCACUGCUAAAAACCUGGCUGAACUUCUGAUGUGUCAACUAUCCAGCAGCAGCAGUCACUCAAAGGAGAUCUGGAAAUUGCUUCUCACCAAAACCAAUGAUGUUCUAGAUCAAGCCCUCAUCAUCUUUUCCAAUACGUCUCAGCCAAUCAGAGGUGUGUCUGUGUCCAAUGUGCUGGAUGUGAUUGGUGAGCUGAGAUUGGAGCAGUUCAGUCCUGACCAAUGGAGUGAUAUCGGUUUCAUCAGCAUGUUGUUAGGUCAGACUCUGAGACCGUUUUUACCAUCCACAUCAGCGACUCUACUGAUGUGCCUUAGCCGCAAAAACCUCAGCUGCCCAAUUUACCAGAACAUUCUGGAGGAGUUCAGUUCUCAAUUCUCUCUAAUGGAUGAGACAGAGAGAAGAAACAUGGUGGAAUUUUUCAUCUUGCCCUUCCUCAGAGGAAACACGACAGAUCCGGGCUGUGUGUUCAGUGCUAACACCAACACUGAGUGGCUGCUAAUGAACUUUGGGCCGUUUGCUCAGUUUGUGUCUCUCAGAGAUGUGUUCUCCAUCAACACACACUUUGAUCCUUUGGAGACCCUGGUGUAUCUCUCUCCGGGUCAGAUGGUUGGACUGAUGGUUGAUGAACUUCCUGGUCUUCCAGAGAAAGAUGCGGUCAUCAAUAGAGUGUUUAAUCACCUGCUUGAGUCUCCUGUGGAACGAAGACUUCCAGAAGUUCUAGAAAACCUGCUCUCACGAUCACAGAUGGUCUUUAUUCCGUGCAGCUCCUACAUACUGAUUUUUACAAGACUGUUCCAGGCUUUACCCUUCCUGCCAUCAGAGAUGGUGACUCUGGUCCUCAACACAACUGAAGAACUCAAGCAGAAUGGAGAGAGAGGCUGUUCACUUCCUGAACCUCCAAUAGUAAGACUUAUCAUUCAUUCCUUAAUAUUUCAUUUCAUUAUUUUAAUUCACUACAAGAGUUUGUGCAGCAGUCAACAG